Molecule: messenger RNA, 951 nt
Organism: Striga asiatica
Lineage: Eukaryota; Viridiplantae; Streptophyta; Magnoliopsida; Lamiales; Orobanchaceae
Source: the annotation of a GenBank genome assembly
AUGGAGGUUAUCGCGAUGAACAGAGAUGCAAAAGGAGAGAUCGAUAUUAUUUUCCCAAUUUUGGGCCUGUGCAAGGACGACCCAAUUCCAUUUAUUGGGACCAAGGCAGGCUUUGACUUCGAGUUUAUAGCUUCUCCAGAUUUCGAGCCCGACACGUGCGAUAUCUACGAUGGUCUGCCAACUUUUGAUGAGAAGCCUCUGUGGGACAUUGCAAUGGUUGAGUCUUCGAAUGGAAAGCCAUCAUUCACACCCGAUUUUUUGAGUAUUUUGGCCAAAGAUGAUUUUUCAGAGCCGAAGCCGAGGCUCAACAACUGGUGGGCCAUUUUUCGAUUGCCUAUCGCGAAGUCUCCCAACAACGGGAUGCUUGGCCGUUGUUAUGGAUUUGAGCGCGACGAACGAUGUGGUAUGUUUUGUGUUAAUUCGGUUGUGUGGGCUUUGCAUAUGGUGGCGUGUACAUGUGACUUUGCAGCAGUUGAGUCCUUGACCGAGAUUAUGUUUACCUUCGAGGUUGUUGAAAGACCUUCAACCUUCGUGUUCGAUCGAGGGAAAUGCCGCGGUAUUCUUGUCAUGGGGACGACUCCAACGAGAACGGGUCGGAUUCGAGGCCGAAUCCUGCUCAACCGGGGGAGAAUGCGACGGUCGGGGCUUAUUGCCACUAAUGUAGCAAUAAGUCCUAAUGUGAACCAUGUGGUCACACAAGGUGCUGUCAGGAGGGACCUUCUCGUAAACCACCUUUCGAGUGAUGGUCUUCCUUGCUUAGUUGAGCUGGAUCUCGUGGAUGAGCUCGCCAUGGAGGUCUAUCUCGACGCACAUGCGUGCAAUGGAUAUUCUUGUUCGAGUGGCCCUGGCUGGAUGAACAUUUAUCGGGUUGACAAUGCAGCUGAAAAUCAAAAAGAGAACAGAAGGGUCAUAAAGAUGAGGAAGAAGACCAGGGAGGCAAUACCAGACUAG